Messenger RNA from Rhizophagus irregularis DAOM 181602=DAOM 197198, 1482 nucleotides. RefSeq lists its product as uncharacterized. The record is from RefSeq and is a predicted model, not a curated record. NCBI's taxonomy places the organism in Eukaryota, Fungi, Glomeromycota, Glomeromycetes, Glomerales, Glomeraceae.
AUGUCGAAACUUAACAAAGACGUUAUUUUCUUAAUAUUAAAAGAAUUACAAAAUGACCCAAGUUCUUUUUAUUCAUGCCUCUUAAUUAAUAGAAUUUGGUGUGAAACGACUGUACCAAUUUUAUGGAAGAAUCCUGCAAAAUUAUUUAGAAGUUAUAAACGAAAAUGCAAAGCAAGUAAGAGUUUACUUAAUAUAAUACUUUCACAUAUAUCAGAAGAAUCAAGAUAUAAUUUGAAGAAUCAAGGAAUUGAUCUUUUUACAGAAAUACAAAAGAAACCUUUAUUUAAUUAUAUUAGAUAUUGGAGAUAUUUGGAUUUAAAUUUUUUGGAAUACUUAUUAAACGUUCUUGGAACAAGUAUAAAUAUUGAAAAAUCCAAAAUUUUUUUGAUAAAAAAUGAAAUGUUAUAUUUAUUUAAUAUAAAUACAAAAUUUAUUUCUCUUUCUAUUUCAGCACCAUUAUCUCUUAUUUCAGGAUCUGAAGAUUGCUUUUCAAAACUUGAAUAUUUUUAUUGUAAUAAUAAAACCAGUAGCAAAAUUUUAGAAGGAUUGGCUCAAACAAACAAACAAAUUAGAAAAUUUGAAAUUAUUAUUAUGUGCGAUGAUCGUGAAAAUUCUGACAAUUCUACUGAAGUCGUUAAAUUAAUUGAAGCUCAAGGAAACUUAAAAGAAAUCAAUUUUAUCAGAAAAAAUUUUUACAUGAAUGCAAAAUCUUAUUGUAAAAAUCUUGAAGAAUCAUUGAUUAAACAUGCAGAUACCGUCCAAUAUCUGAGAAUAGAUUGGGAACCUAUUACGAAAUUUCUUUCAUAUCUUGUAAAUUUAGUUAGUCUAGAUCUAACAUAUAUAUGUUAUGAACGUGAUCAUUAUGAUAAUUUAAAAACCAUAUCUUUACCUCUUUUAAAAUUUCUAAAAGCUAAACAUAUCCCAUCCAAUAUUUUGUCAAGUUUAAUUGAAAGUACAAAAGGGUAUCUCGUUGAAAUUAGUAUUCUUUAUCAUUAUAUUUUUGAUAAAGGAAGGCUUAUCCGGGCAAUUUAUCAAAAUUGUUUAAAUCUCAAAAUUCUUAAAUUAUCAAUGACAAAUGAGAAUAUUUCAGAUUUUGAAUAUUUAUUAAUUAAUUGUCAAUAUUUAAAUAGUUUAGAAGUUAUAGGUACAAAUUAUUUUGAUUGGGAUGAAUUAUUCGAAAUAUUAACAAAAUCAACACCAAUUGGUUUGUUUAAGUUUACUUUUACUUCUCCUAUUUCCGAUUUGAAGCGUAAAAUGAAUUCUAUAAAAUUGUUUCUCGAUAAUUGGAAGGACAGACAUUCAAUGUCAUUAUAUAUUGUUUCAUUGGAGGAAGCAUACAUGAAAAUGCUAAAGCAACAACGGCGAAAAUUUCAACAACAAGACAAACAACAGCAGCAAAUAUUAGAAAAUUUAUUACAGCAAUAUGUAGCAAUAGGUAUAGUUGAAAAAUUUUCCAUUCAAAUAAGUUAUACAAAAUUCUGA